Molecule: messenger RNA, 4260 nt
Organism: Ostrea edulis (European flat oyster)
Lineage: Eukaryota; Metazoa; Mollusca; Bivalvia; Ostreida; Ostreidae
Product: glutamate receptor ionotropic, kainate 2-like
Exons: 14
Coding region: 979-3801 (940 amino acids)
Biological process (GO): monoatomic ion transport
Cellular component (GO): plasma membrane; postsynaptic membrane
Molecular function (GO): glutamate-gated receptor activity
Source: RefSeq, a predicted model, not a curated record
CGGCCCGUCUACACAAUGGUUUUACGAGUCCUUUGAAGUAUCAGACUAGACCGAUAUAACCGCGAUUGGAGUAGCAAUUGUACCCCAGCUAUAUCUAAUCACGGAUCGACGUACCCGGUGAUCAGCGACGACUUUCCCAAUGCGCACCGGUCAACCGUGAGUGCACCAUAGCAAGAUAGGGCUCUAUAUUGCACAACCACACACCCUAUAUCUCCCCUGCACUUUUGCAGUGUAAGAAUCCCAGUAGGAACUGGCGAUUCCAUUUCGUCUACCUCGGUACUCUUCUGCGGGACUUUCGAUCACGAAACACGGCAGACCCAGAGUAAACCUCGGACGGUACGGAGUAAGUAUUCGGGGACUGUAUCAGUGGUACUGGAGCUGCCUUCAAACAAGAAAAAUCAAUUAUAAUCAUUCUGCCAUUGUUUCCCUACAAGUUUUGACUAGAGGGUUUCUUGGAGUUUUGUGAUAAAUCGGCUUUGACAUAACAACCGUAGAAGCUACUAAAGACCAAGGAAUGGGAACUAGCGUAGUUCAUCGAUAUACGACGAGUCGAUCGCUAUCACACAGGCAAACCAUGUGGUAUCGGACGCACGCUGCCGUAAUACAGCCCAGUGGUGUAUUAACGUGUGCCAGUUGUCAAACUUUGGGAAAAUAAAUACUGCAGUUUUAAUUGAAGUUGUAUAAACAAUGAAUUCCGUAUGAACUUCCUUUGAUGAUCCUGUACACAUUUAAUGUUUAUCUCAAAGAGUGCAUUUCCGUAAAAUAAAUAUCGUCGGGAUUUAGUCUUACCUUCUGGCACGGAAUACGAUAUGAAGACUCUCGAACUGGAUCUGGUGAGAUUCAACUCUGGAAUUUUUAUGUUUCAAAAUUAUUACGGUGAAUUUACACAAUGAAAUUGAAUUAAACUGUAUUAAUGUGUGGAGUUGGGGUAUUGUUCAGGACUCUAAAAGUCCUAUUUAAAGAAAAGAGAAUCCCAGGAUGCCUUUUUACACGUGUUUAAAGCCAUUUAUAAUAUAUCACUUGGCCGGACUCCUGUUUCUCCACUGUACGAACUGUCUACCCAGGGAAAUUAAAAUAGGAGGUUUAUUUGGAAAUGAAGAAUCCACAACAGAAAACGCAUUCAAGUACGCUGUAUACAGGAUCAAGCACGAGAAGAACCUGCUGGGCGGAUCCACGCUUAACUAUGACGCACGGCGUCUGCUGGUUGAAGACGCGUUUACAUCCUCCUUGGAAAUUUGUGAUCAAAUCACCCUGGGUAUCACCACAUUAUUCGGACCACGAUCUCAGCAUCUCUCCGCCUUCACCAACACCUUGUGUUCACAUCUCCACAUUCCACACAUCGAAUACCGCGAAACCACACAAGCUCAGACGCUCCUAUCCGGUUUCUCCAUCAACAUCCAUCCAAAAUCAGACCAAUUAUCAAAAGCAUAUAUUGAUCUCAUUGACAGCUAUAAAAUGAAGACCAUUCUUCUGAUUUACGAGAAUCAAGGAGGAUUAAUAAAGAUGCAGAAUAUAUUACACGCGAUAACCAAGGAUGUCACCAGGCAAAUAUUCAUCCGCCAAGCCGACAGUUCCAAUGUUAGAGACGUCCUAAAGGAGGCCAAAUCUAAGUCAUGGACCAACAUUAUUGUGGACAUGAACAUUUCUAACACUGCCAUACUGCUCAGAACGGCUCUUCAGGAAGGAAUGAUUGAUCCAUACCACCAUUACGUCCUGACAACUUUGGACAUCGAAGGCAUUAACUUAUAUGACUACAAGUAUAACUAUGUUAACCUUACUGGAUUCCGAUUGGUUGAUCCUGAUGACGAGUACACACGUGGUAUCAUCAAAGAAAUGUAUUAUUACGAAAGGGACACGCAGCUGAAACUUUUAUAUGAUAAAGAUUAUAAUACAAUUCCGUACGAAUCUGCGCUGGUGUUUGAUGCGGUGUUGCUCUUCGCCAAAGCAAUAACAGAUCAGGCCAGGGACAACAUUUUUAUACCACCUAACGUGUCAUGCGACUCUGAGGAUAUCUGGAGGUCGGGACAGGAUCUCUACAACUAUAUACAGAGAUCAGAAAUUCGCGGACUGACGGGAGAUAUCAGUAUCAAGGAUGGACGCCGCCAAAAAUUUAAACUGGACGUCAUGCAACUCACAGAGGACGGUCUCCGGAAGGUGGGAACGUGGACCUCCAAUAGUACGACUGGCAUCAACAUCACACACCGCUAUAUUAAGGAAAAUUCACCGUUUGGAAACAAGACUUUAGUCGUCACCACGGUGCUGGACAAACCUUAUGUGAUGAUAAAGGACCUCGAGCCGGGGGUGGACGGGUCAAAGCUGGGUAACGAUCUGUUCGAGGGCUUUUGUAUCGAUCUCCUGAAGGAGAUGGCGUCUAUUGUGGGCUUUGAGUAUAAAAUCGUCCCAGUUAAGGAUGGCCUCUACGGGAUAAGAGAGAAUGGUGAAUGGAAGGGGAUCGUCCGGGAACUCAUCGACAGGAAAGCGGAUGUGGCCGUUGCCGCCCUCACUAUCAGCUAUCUCCGUGAGCAGUACAUAGACUUUACCAAGCCAUUCCUUAAUCUCGGCAUCAGUAUUCUCUUCAAAACUCCAGAGCGGAAGAAACCAGGACUUUUCUCUUUUCUGAAUCCUCUCGCUGUGGAAAUUUGGGUGUACGUUAUUGCAGCCUAUAUGUUAGUGAGUUUCUGUAUAUUCGUGCUGGCACGAUUCAGUCCGUAUGAGUGGUAUAACCCCCAUCCGUGUAAUCCCGAAACCGACACCGUCAAGAACACGUUCGAUUUAUCCAACAGUUUCUGGUUUUCUGUCGGGACUUUAAUGCAGCAAGGAUCUGACGUUAAUCCUCGUGCCAUUUCAACCCGGAUUGUCGGAGCCACGUGGUGGUUUUUUACUCUGAUUAUUAUUUCCUCCUACACCGCUAAUCUGGCGGCGUUUUUGACUGUUGAACGAAUGAUAUCUCCGAUAGAGAGUGCGGAGGAUCUAGCAACACAAAACACAAUUUCAUAUGGGACCUUAGAAGGAGGAUCAACGAUGACGUUUUUCAAAGAUUCCAAGAUAGACACGUACCGACGUAUGUGGCACUACAUGAAGAACAAAGAUCCAAGUGUGUUCGUGAAUGACGCGCGUGAUGGCGUCGACAAGGUGCUGGCCGGUAAUUACGCUUACCUAAUGGAGUCCACGUCCAUAGAGUACCAGGUUCAACAGAACUGUGACCUCAUGCAGGUCGGAGGGCUCUUGGACUCUAAGGGGUUUGGUGUGGCCACUCCCAUGGGUUCGCCAUUAAGAGACAAGCUGUCGCUAGCCAUUCUCCAUCUACAAGAAGACGGGAAAGUGCAGGAACUGUACGAUAAAUGGUGGAAAGGCACUGGCAAAUGCAUGUCUGAGCGGAAGGCUAUUGAGUCCAAGGCUAAUGCUUUAGAUGUGAAUAACGUUGGAGGGAUUUUUGUGGUGCUUCUGGCCGGGUUAGCUCUAGCCAUUAUCGUGGCGUUCCUGGAAUUCAUUUGGAAAUCCAAGAAAAACGCCCGGGAAGACAGACAAUCAUUGUGUUCCGAAAUGAUACAAGAGCUGCGGUUCGCAGUGCGAUGUCACGGCUCCACCAAAAAGUCUAAAUCACAGCGGGCGUGUGUAAAGUACAAAAAAGGACACACCGCCUCGUGUCCGCUAACUGUUGAUAUGCCAAAAGACUGUAGUUCCUCCAACGGGAUUCUACCGCUGAGAGAACUCCGAAAAUCUCCCGUAUCUAGGGGCAGGGAAUUCUCAUUUGGAGAGGGAUCGUACAUGCACGUGGAAUAUAGCGACACAGAGACGUGACAAAUAUGUAAACUCCGUCACAAAACGGAAAAUGUUGUCGGUGUGCCUUAAUACACUUGUCUUGAACAUUGUUAUGAUAUCACUGUUUGUUCACAGUCAUUUCUUUCAUGUUUUCACCAUCUUCAUGUUUUUGCUGGAUUAUUUGUGAAAGACUGUGAUAUUUUCCAUGCUUCGUUCGUACAUUUCUUCAUGUUAUAAUCUGAAUCAAUAAUUUGAAACAUUCUAACGAUGAAUUACUACAUAGUGUAUCGAGAGAUUCUCAUGCUUAGACAUUUUAUUUUGUUGUUUUUCAACAAUCCCAGCUACACAAUUGGUAUUAUAAGGAGUGGCUUUCUUAUUACAUGUAUGUUUAAAUUCUCAAUUUGACAAAAAAUUGUCGUUAAUACAAUUUUUGACGUUUCUCGGUUAUGAGAACAUUUUGUUAAAAUAUUUAACCAAGAAAUAAAUACAAUUGUUGGU